Molecule: messenger RNA, 1320 nt
Organism: Pediculus humanus corporis (human body louse)
Lineage: Eukaryota; Metazoa; Arthropoda; Insecta; Psocodea; Pediculidae
Product: Homogentisate 1,2-dioxygenase, putative
Exons: 8
Coding region: 1-1320 (439 amino acids)
Biological process (GO): L-phenylalanine catabolic process
Cellular component (GO): cytoplasm
Molecular function (GO): homogentisate 1,2-dioxygenase activity
Source: RefSeq, a predicted model, not a curated record
AUGGAUGAACCACUUAAGUAUUUGGCCGGUUUCGGUAACGAAUUUCAAUCGGAAGAUCCGAGGUAUCCAAAUUCUUUACCGAUUGGACAAAAUAAUCCUCAGGUUUGUCCUUAUGGAUUAUAUGCAGAACAACUUUCUGGUACUGCUUUUACAGCACCGAGAGGAGAAAAUAAAAGGACUUGGUUCUAUAGGAUAAGGCCAUCGGUUAUACACGAACCUUUUACACCGAUUAAAUCAAACACAACCGUAAGGUUCGACGAUGUUCAUCCAAAUCCGAAUCAACUUCGUUGGAAACCUUUUGAUAUGCCGACAGGAGUCACGGAUUUCGUCGAUGGUCUUUUUACCGUUUGCGGUGCUGGAGAUCCUAAAACCAGGCACGGAACAGCCAUACACGUGUAUUUAUGUAACGUAUCGAUGACGAAUAAAUGUUUUUACAACGCCGACGGUGAUUUUUUAAUCGUCCCGCAACAAGGAUCGUUAAAAAUCACGACGGAAUUUGGAAAGGUUUUGAUUGAUCCAAAUGAAAUUUUCGUCGUACAGCAAGGAAUGAAAUUUAAGGUUGAAGUUUUUGGACCUAGUAGAGGAUACGUUUUGGAAGUUUACGACGAUCAUUUUAAACUACCCAAUUUGGGUCCAAUAGGUGCCAACGGUUUGGCUAAUCCUAGAGAUUUUUUAACUCCCGUUGCUUGGUUUGAAGAUUUGGAUGUGAAAUAUGAAAUCGUUUCCAAAUAUCAGGGAUCUUUUUUUAAAGCCUUACAAAAUCACAGUCCGUUCGAUGUCGUCGCAUGGCAUGGAAAUUACGUACCUUAUAAAUACGACCUGGAUAAGUUUAUGGUCAUCAACGCGACGCAAUUCGAUCACUGCGAUCCUUCGAUAUUCACGGUUUUGACAUGUCAAUCAUCUAAACCUGGAACAGCAAUUGCUGACUUUGUAAUUUUUCCACCCAGAUGGGCAGUUCAAGAGCACACUUUUAGGCCACCCUAUUAUCACAGAAAUUGUAUGAGCGAGUUUAUGGGACUCAUAAAAGGAAAUUACGAAGCGAAAGAAGAGGGUUUCCUACCGGGAGGUGCUUCUCUUCAUUCUAUGAUGACUCCACACGGUCCUGAUUUUAAAUGUUUUGAAGAUGCAACGAAAGCUGAAUUAAAACCCGUUCGUGUUGCUGAUGGAACACAAGCUUUCAUGUUUGAGAGUAGUUUGAGUUUGGCAGUGACAGAAUGGGGGCAAAAAAUAUGCCAAAAAGUCGAUCCUCAUUAUUAUAAAUGUUGGCAACCACUUCAAAAACAUUUUCCAAUGAUGGAUAAAAAAAUGAAAGGCUUUUAA